Lolium rigidum is the source of this 2393-nucleotide messenger RNA. RefSeq names its product eukaryotic translation initiation factor 5B-like. The record is from RefSeq and is a predicted model, not a curated record. The coding region runs from base 1 to 2103 and encodes 700 amino acids. Lineage: Eukaryota; Viridiplantae; Streptophyta; Magnoliopsida; Poales; Poaceae. The transcript has 5 exons.
AUGGCGGAGAACGGCGCGGCGGAGGUGCCGCUGUUCGAGGACGACGGCGACGAGGAGUUCGAGGGCGACCGAGGUGCUGAUUGUGCGGGGGGAGCUUCCUCCUCAGACGGACCGUCUGUGACGAGUCCGGAGCACGGGACUAACGAGCAAGGAGGGGAUAUCACAGAGUGCUCGAGCUCGUUUGCGGACUCCUUUUGUGAAACUGGCGACGAGGCAGACUUUGGUGACCUGGAAGUGAAUUCGCCCUUUUCAAUUCAUGCUGAUGGCGGUCAAGCCUCGGCGCUGCCCAGAAAGAAAAAGGUAACUGCUGAGUGGAGGAGUGCCGUCCGGCCAAUGCUGUGGAGAUGUGAGUGGUUAGAGCUGCGCAUGAAGGAUCUUUUAUCUCAAGUAUCAAAGUAUGAUAGCCAGCUUGCUCUCAUCAAGCAGGAAAAAGAAUUGCAGCGGGCAAUAAGCAACACAAAUGGUUCUAGGACAGAAUCAGGAAAGAGCUACAGAGGCCAUGCAAAUACUAGCAUGGAGAGGAGAAAGCGGAAAAGACAUGAAGACACCAUGGACACUUCAUUGUACCUCAAGAAGCACCAGAUAUUAUCAUACUUCUUUGGUCCGUUAUCUACUUAUUUUCUGUUUGUAGGGAUAGUGCAUCACAUUAUCCCAUGGUUGUCUACGUUUUGCGCCAGGAUUAUAUUAAUAAUGUUAUUCUUGUCUUUUGCAGAUAAACAAAACAAGGGAGCUCAAACAGGUGACCUCUUAAUUGACGAUGAUAGUCAUGGUACAGUUGGAGAUGCUACUAAAGGUCUGCUUGAUAUUGUUGGUUUGUCUGCGUCCAAGGAAUAUGAUCUGGAUUCUAAGCAAUUCAUGUUACAGAAAAUUCUAUUGAAAAUUAGUGGUAUCCAGUCUCGAGUUCAUCGUCUACAAGAGCGUCUCAGGAAGGCUGGCUCCAAACAAGCAAAGUUGGCAUCUUUCAUGGAUCAUGCUGAGGUCAACGUGGCUGAGAAAAGGCAAAGGACACAAAAACGUUCAUUCUCUCCUGAGAAUGAUCGAUAUGCUAGACCACAGAAACAGAAGAAGCUAAACAUUUUGCUGGAGCAGGAGAAUAGAACAGCUCUUUCAGUUAAGCCUACAUUGUCUGAGAGGGCAACUGAUUGUGUAAAAGAAGAACCACAGUGGGAUAGUGAAGAAAAAACUGCAGAGAGGAGCCAUGCACAUAAGAAAGCCAUCACAGUGGACCUACUCCUAGGUGCUGAAAGUUCCUUAGCAAAUGGUCAUUUCAGAGAUCUGUGCAAAGAAAACGCUGAUGAUAUCCUCAUAGACAACCGAGGAGCCAAAGAAGGUUACCAGCCAUUUGAGAACGUCAAGCAUCCACUGGAGGAAGCACCAGCGCUAACCGCGAACAUUGCUAAAACUGCUACCUUGAAAGCUGGGGGUAUCUCUGAACCAGCCGAAGCUGAGAAAAUUUCUAUUCCACUGGUUAAACAAGAACAAGAACUGAGUCGUGCAAAACCUCCAGCUUUGACGCUUGUGUACUCUGGAAGGAAAUGGAGAAGGCAGCCCAGACCAGAAGAUGUGGGCUCGGCAGCUGCAUCCAAGAAUCACAAUAAAGGGGCCUCCGAAACACCUGCUGAAAACCAGAAGGCUCAGACCCCAACCGCCGCUGAAAAUGAGAAUGCUGGCCCAAAGAAGCAGAAAACCAUGGAUACCCGGUCUUCUUCAAAGUUGAACUCUGGUUCUUGUUUAGCUGCAAUGAUGGCGAAAACUGGAAACUCAUCCUCGGCUGCAAAGACGCCGAAAACUGGAAACUCAUCCUCAGCUGCAAAGACGCCGAAAAGCGGGAACUCGUCCUCAGCUGCUAAGACACCAAAAACUGGGGACCUAUCCUCAGGUGGAAAUAAGCAGGCAGCUGAAACCUCAUCAGCAGCUGCAAAGAAGGCGAGAACUGGGAAUUCAUUCUCAGAUGCAAAGAAGCAGGCAGCUGGAAAGUCAUCGGCGCCUGCAAGGAUGGAUAUGAGCAAAAACAUCCCCACCAGUAUGAGGAUCGAGAAGGCCAUCUUGGUGGAAGUGAACAGCAGGAGGAGUCAAAGGGUCCGGAAGCCCAAGGUUUACUGAGGCGGACAGACAGGACUAUUCGAAUUCAGGCUAGUGUAAUUAUAAGAAACAUGCCUCGUUUAUCGACGUAGCCCUUUUGUCUCGUGCAAGUUCUAAGCUGUAUCGACAGUGGCGGCCGUUCGUGAGUUAAUCUAGUGUAGCUGUAUAGUUGUAAGGAUUACUGAAACAUAUGGUAUGUAUAGUUGUUAUUUGCUGAGCUUGUGUUGCAAGUAUGCUUGUACUUGGCAAGUUGGCAUCUCUCUGCUGCAUUGUCUGUUCAGUUUUGAUAUUUCCAGAAGUAAUUCGCCUAG